Molecule: messenger RNA, 4830 nt
Organism: Didymodactylos carnosus
Lineage: Eukaryota; Metazoa; Rotifera; Eurotatoria; Philodinida; Philodinidae
Source: the annotation of a GenBank genome assembly
AUGCCGGAUUCAAAAUUAUACGAUAUACUGGGAAUAUCAAGAAAUGCAAAUGACAAUGAAAUAAAAAAAGCUUAUCACAAAGCUGCUAAAUUACAUCAUCCAGACAAAAAUCCAGCUGAUACUGAAAAGUUCAAAGAAAUUAGUUUUGCCUACGACGUUUUAUCAGAUCCAACCAAGAAACGUACAUACGAUAUGUACGGAUUGGAAGGUUUAAAAGAAGGUGGCGGUGGCGGUGGAGGAAAUUUCUCUGAUAUUUUUAGUUCUUUCUUUGGUGGAGAACAUGCUUCGCCGUUCGGAAAUAUCUUUGGUGGCAACAUGUUUUCACACGGUGGUGGCGGACGACAAAACCGAAGACGUCGAGGAGAAGAUGUUGGUCAUCCAUUAAAAGUGACACUCGAACAAAUGUAUAAUGGUGAUACAAGAACGCUUGAAAUCAGUCGAAAGAUCAUUUGUAGUCAAUGUAAUGGAGCUGGCGGACGUGAAGGUGCCAAGCAAUCUUGUGCAACAUGUCAUGGUCAUGGUGUGCAGUUUAUCACAAGACAAAUUGGACCAAAUAUGAUGCAACGUAUGCAGCAAGUUUGUAAAGAUUGUAGUGGUGAAGGAGAAAUAAUUAACGAAAAAGAUCGCUGUAAAAUGUGUAAUGGAAAAAAAGUUGUUGAUCAAAAGAAAAAAUUAGAAAUUGUCAUUUCACCGGGUAGCAAACAUGAACAACAAAUAAAAUUUCCUGGCGAAAGUGAUCAAGCGCCUAAUAUGGAUCCUGGAGAUGUGAUAAUCGUUUUGCAACAAGAACCACAUGCACAAUUUCAACGUAGUGGCGAUAAUUUAGUUAUGAAACAUAAAAUUAAUCUUGUCGAAUCAUUGUGCGGAUUUCAAUUUGUAAUCACACACUUAGAUGGACGAAAAAUUGUUUUGAAACAUCCACCCAAUAAUCCUAUUGCACCUGAUACAUAUCGGUGUAUAAAAAAUGAAGGAAUGAUCAAUAUGAGAACACGUGAACAUGGCGAUUUAAUUAUACAAUUUGAAGUUGAAUUUCCACAUGAAAAAUUUCUAACCGAUCCAGCAGCACUCAAACAACUUGAAUCCAUUCUUCCACCAAAAACAAAAGUUACAAUUCCUGAAGGUGAACAUGUUGAAGAAGCUCAUAUGAUCGAUUUUCACUCAACAAAAUCCGCCCAUGAAGGAGGUAAUCGUAGUGGACGCGAAGCAUAUGAAGGUGACUCAGAUGAUGAAGGAGGUAUGCAUGGGCCUGGUGUACACACAUAUUGUUACGAUUUUUUCUUCUUGAUCAUGCUAAGUGACAGUGAAGAUGUUGAGUUUGGUGAUGCAAAUCAAAGUGCAAAAAAUUUGGCAUCAUUAUUUCGUGGUGAUGCUUCUGGAAUAACUCCUGUGACCUAUGUAGCACCAAAGCAACCAAAAAAAGAUGCUCCACCAAAAGUGGUUAUAGCCCAGGGCGUUACGGCUUAUUUAUCAGGAGUUGAUGGUAAAUGGAUUCCUCGGGGAAAAAUGGGUGUUGCGUUAUUAUCCACCGAGAAUACAAUUUAUCAAAUUAUUUUGUAUUUGAGUAAAACUCAACAAAUAACUACAGCAAGAAUUACACCAAAUUUUAUAUUGACCCCUCAAGCCAACAACUAUCUUGCAUUUCAAGAUGAUGGUGGUCAACACUGGACAAUUAUGUUUGAUUCAAAAUCAUUUUUUGUCAAUUUUGUCUUACAAGUUAUUGUUGCAAAAGCGAAUUUGUUAAUGUUUAAAUUUGAUAAAAUACUUUAUCAAGAUCUUAAAGAAGGUGAAGGAUCGGUACUAAUUGAUGGUGAUAGUGUUGAAAUAAAUAUGACAGCAUAUAAAUUGGAUAAUGGAAAUUUAACUGAGCCAAUAAAUAAAACAACAGACAAUGAUAAACCGCCCCGUUUGAAAAUUGGUAAAGCUCAAAUUUCAAAGGGACUAGACGACACUUUAAAAGGAAUGAAAAAAGGUGGUCAUCGCUUAUCGAUUAUUCCUCCGUCAUCGCAGAUUAAUUCGGUUAUUGUGUACGAUAUUGAAGUUAUUCGGGUUAAACGAGAGAAAGAGAUGCAUUCAACUUCAGUAUCUUCUAAUACUCCGUCACAACAUGCUGAUGAUUUACCGUCCAUUUCGAAUAUUGAUACACAUUCUCGAUCUUCUACCUUUGAUAAUACUGUCUUACCAAAUGUUAUUGAAAGAAAACGAACAUUUACAGAUGAUGCUCCGUCUGUCAUCAGUGUCGAGACAACAGAAAAAAAUAAAAUGUUAGAACGUAUGGUUAGAAUGGGUGGUACGUCUGUUCUUCCGGGUAUGAAUGCAUUUGUUUCUCCCGCAAAAAUAUCACACGAUAUUGCUGAAAUUGACGAUGAAUUGAUCGAAACACCUACAACUUCAAACAUACAUCAACAAAAAUUUAAUCAACAACAACAAAUGUUACCACAAUUUGUUCCUCCAGUUUACAUGUCUUCACAACAACCGCAUUAUUCUUCGACAGCUAAACAACAAGCACAUCCAUCAGCAUUUGUCGAAACAAUAUCACCGCAUCCUCAACAAACGCAUGUCCCCGAUUAUCAGAGUAGACCUGGUUCACAUUCCAUUGCACCUAUAGACAAUUCAUAUACAUCAACAAAUUUUAUUAUUAAUGAAACUCGUCAUCAAAAUGCCGAAAUACGUUUAUCUUUAAAUAAAAUUGGUGAAAAAGUUGAUUUAAUAAACGAAAAGAUGGAUACUUCUCGUUCUGGUCUAUUUUCAUCAUCUCAAAUACAUCCUACAAUGGAAACAAGUAUUUUAUUAUAUAAUAUUCAGCGUAUAGUCAAGGAAAAUGAAACAAUGAAAAAAGAUUUAUUUGAACGUAGUUCAAAAAUUGAAGAUUUAAAUCAAAAAAUAUCAGAAUUAUUAGAGCGAAAUCAAAAAUUAAUUGAGCAAAGUCAUCACACUUUAGAACAACGAAAUGAUGUUGUCAAUAAUGUUUCAGAACAAACAGCACAAAAAAUUCUUGAUUUAGAAAAACAAAAAGUUGAAUUAACAAAUAACUUGGCAACAUCAACAAGUAGAAUAUCAGACAUUCAAUUACAAUUGAAUCAAAAACAACAAGAUUUAAAUGAAUCAACAAAUAAAAUUACAACAAUGUUAAGAACAAUUGAUAAUCAAAAAGAUGAAAUACAAAAAUUGGAUAGUCAACGAUCAGAAUUACAAAUUAAAUAUGAUUCGUCUCAAGAUACUUUAAAAAAUGAAAAAUUAAGUAAAAAACAAUUACAAGCAAAAAUAACAAGUUUAGAAGAUGAAUUAGCUGAAAUGAAAGUGUCGUAUAACACCAUGGAACGGUCAACAUCGGAUAGGAAAAUAAAACAUGAAACAGAACGAAAACGUCUUCAGGAUGAAAUCGAUGAAUUAAAAAUAUUACAUGAAAAUGAAGUUGAAGAUUUGAGAAAUAAAUUAAGAAGGCAACGAACUGUUGAUAGUGUAACAACAACGCAAGAAAUUUCUCGAAUCGAACAAGAUCUGAUUCGUGAAUGGCAAGAAAAAUUAGAUCGUCAACAAAUACAACAUGAACGUUCAUUGAGUAUAAAAACGAAAGAAUUGGAUGAAUUAAAACAUCUAUUAGAAGAAAAUGAUGAAAAAUUUCAAACAUCUCAUAAAGAAAUAACUGAAUUAAAAGAACAAGUUGAACUUUAUGAAGAUAAGUGUGAAAAACUUCAAGAACGUAUGAUAUUGAUGAAAGAAAAAUAUGUAGAAAUGAAGGAUGAGCAACAACAAGUAGUCUCUGAACAAGUAAAACGAAUUGUUAAUAUAAUAUUUCAAAAAAUGAAGUUAAAAAUAAAAUUAGAUAAAUCAUAUACCGGUGAAAACGUUCUCAAACGUUCACUUGACAUUAUUAAAAAAUCAACAGUAAAAUUGUUAUCAGGCGAGGAUGAAAUACAAUCAUCACCGAGUGAAGAAGAAGAAGAAGAAGAAGAGGAAGAAAACAAUCAUCAAAAUCAACAGUCUGUAAAUCAAGAAAUAGCACUAACAACACCAUUAGACAAUACAAUGGUAAUGAUAAUGAAUGAGAAUAAUCAAACAAAGGUGAAAACAGAUGAGCAUCAUUUAAAUGAAGAAAAUGAACAAACUUUAUCGCCAAAAAAUGGUCAGGUUGAUCAUACAGUAUUGUCUGAUGCUAUUGAAACUGAAUAUCAACAAGAACAACCAAUAAAAACAGAAACUGCUGAAGAGAUUAUUAAUACAAAUGACGAACAACAAACUACAAGUAAUUAUAAUCAAAAUGGAUGGGAUACAGUUGAGGAAUUUCAAAAAACUGAAACAACAUCAUUAGAAAAGGGGAUAGAACAAGAAGUAGAAGAAUAUCAACAACAGCAACAACAACAGCAAAAUGAAGUUGGAGAUGUAGAUAUGCAACAAGCUGACGAAAAUGAGUCAAUUACCAACAGUGUUGAGGUUGUUCAACCGGUUAGCACUGAUGAAACAUUAUAUGAUCAGCCUAACACUAAUUUGGUUGAGAAUACCUUAGCAAUAGACAACGAACACAGGGAGGAGGAAAAUAAUGAACAAAAAACGGAUAUCGAUGAAUUGUCAAUUCCUCAACAAUCUAGUAAUGAAAAUCGAUUAAGUGACAGUGAAGAAGAUGUGGAUGAUUCUGAAUUAUUUUCAUCAGCACGUCCGUCUAUACAAGAUAGUACAGCUGCAAGAUCAACACCUAUCGACGAAUCAUUAAUAAGAGUUUCUUCCACACAAUCACUACCAAAUCCUGCAUCUCGAACUAGUCUCAAUCCAGUUGUUGACUCGAUUCCACCGAUGAACGAUGACGAUGAAGAGGAGGACGAUUUGUUCAAAUAA